GAUGACACAUUGUGUAAUGACUCACUGGGGCUUAUCCUGACUUGGUUGGCGACGUCUGCAUCUCAUCCCUCGUAUCUUCUUUGCGUGGCUGCUUUCCCUGCGAGUGCUACUCUUUCUUUUAUGAUCUCUUUCUUUGUUGCUGUCCUUGUUCGCCAACUUUCUACUUCGAUAAAGCGUCGGCUCCUGAGGUCAUCACACACGUCGGUCCAGUUGAUGAGAGAGAGAGAGAGAGAGAGAGAGACCUUCUUUAUGUGCUCCUGUCAUCCUAUCUCCAUGUUCUCUUCUUGUCGAAGUUGCUCAUAAGAAGCCUGCAUAAGACUACUAAUCAUGCCUUCGUCGCCACAUCAAUUCGACUAAGCUUUCUCUCAUGUCCUUCUUGAUCAAACGCAACAAGCAUGCGCGCGUUGCCCAACAAAAGGCACGUCGAAUGAUCCUCCAUUAAACCCGCUCUCGUGGACACAAUUAUUCCACCCUUCCCUCAUCUCCUUCGCCCUUUUACCCCACACUCGCCUCUCUCAUCCCUAUUUAAACACUCCUCUAUGCCUCGUCUUCCCAUAGACAUACUCUCGUCUCUCACUCUUGGAUACUGUGUUGUAUUAGAAAUAUACAGAUGAGGACUAUGAUAGACUUGGGGAGCCAGAGAGACUCUCUCUACAUCAUCGACACGGCAACUGCCGUCGACUGCACCAAGGACGUCCGCUUCCGGCGAUCUUUCCGAAGCCUCAUCGAGUGCGUGGUUCCAUGCUGUGGCUUCCAGCUGUCGUCCAACACUUCUGAUGUUCCAGACUCUCAUUCCACCGGCGGCGGUUCCACCCCCCCAACCACCACCGUCACCGGCACCUUCUAUGGGCACCGCCGCGGUCACGUCAGGUUCUGCCUGCACGACAGCUCCCGGACCUCCCCCAUCCUUCUGCUGGAGUUCACCAUCCCCACCGCCUGCCUCGCCAGGGAGAUGCGGCAUGGGCUACUGCGCGUGGCGCUCGAAUGCGACCGGAAUCGUGCUCGGUGCUCGUCGCUGUUCGGCGUGCCGGUGUGGUCGGUUUACUGCAACGGGCGCAAAGUGGGGUUCGCCAUCCGGCGUCGGAUGAGCGAAGGCGACGCCGCCAUCUUGAAGCUAAUGAGGGCCAUAUCGGUCGGAACAGGCGUUCUUCCUGGUGCGUCCAAGAUGGGUGAAGGAGACAUUCUGUACCUGAGGGCAAGCUUUGAGAGGGUGAUUGGUUCGAUCAAUUCGGAGUCGUUUCAUAUGAUCAAUCCGGUGGGCUGCACCGGGCAGCAGCUGAGCAUCUUUCUUGUGAGAAGUUAGAGACCAUCUACAAUCUGCGUAUUCUGUAAGUCUCAAUAAAAGAUAUGUUAGAUAAUUGAGACCUACGUCUACAUGUUGAUGUCUGUAGGCCUAUUGACUUGUCUUAUCAUCAAACCUGGUAAUUCUGUGCGUCAUCGUUGACUCUCGUCAGCAGGUGUCAGCUGGGCAUGGCAUUCACCAACCAUUCAUGAUCACUCUCUGUACGCAUGCAGGCGAUCGGAGUUCGUAAAAGCACGGAGGUGCCGAGGCCCUUUAACGCCGUCAGAGCAAGACGACGAAGCAGGCAGGCAGGCAUGCAUGGGAUAACGCUGUUUCCAAGACAAGACGCAUGGAUUGUUUGGCUGCCGGCGUAUAAAUCUCUGCUUUCUGCAGACGACGAAUCAUAGCCUGUGCGUCCCAUAAUGCGUGUUCUCCUCGUGCUGUGUGCAUUCUCAAAGGAUGCAGAAAGGGCUGACGCACGCCUGAGAAAUGAAGCAUCGGCAUCAGCACAAACCAUUAUCCAACAUCAUGAUCACAGAAUCUAACCGGCCGUAAACCCGAAAUGAUGUCCCAUUUCCGUCUCCCGGAAUGCGUGCACCGAAUAGAUUGACGAGAUCUAAUGUUUGUUUACAACCCAAUCUAAAAUGAGAAAACUUAAUGGAAGUCUUUUUCUUUUUAAUCUUGUUUAACUAAACUAGUCUUCUUAUUAAUGAUGUUUGGUGCAAACAAACAUGGCGAGUUUUAGAAAACAAUUUUUUUAUUUUUUUUUAUUUUUUUAUUUUUUUAAGCGCCUCUAAAUAAUUUUUUUAUAUUUUUUAUAUUUAAAAUAUUUUUUUUAUUUUUUAUUUUCUAUAGAGCCAUUCAUAAGGUGAAUCUAUCUAUUUACACUAUUUAUACAUUAUAUCUAAAUAUUUUUUUAAAAUAUAUUAAAAAAAUAAAUAAAAUAUAAAAAUAUUAUAUUUAUAUUUGAAGCAAAG
Molecule: messenger RNA, 2259 nt
Organism: Musa acuminata AAA Group (dessert banana)
Lineage: Eukaryota; Viridiplantae; Streptophyta; Magnoliopsida; Zingiberales; Musaceae
Product: protein MIZU-KUSSEI 1-like
Exons: 1
Coding region: 611-1303 (230 amino acids)
Biological process (GO): hydrotropism
Source: RefSeq, a predicted model, not a curated record